Procambarus clarkii (red swamp crayfish) is the source of this 605-nucleotide messenger RNA. The record is from RefSeq and is a predicted model, not a curated record. Lineage: Eukaryota; Metazoa; Arthropoda; Malacostraca; Decapoda; Cambaridae.
GGUUGGUGUUAUCGACUUACGAUGUGCUAAUGGUCACAAAGCCUCAAGGUUAUGUGCCCACACUAGCUAAAUACAUUCAGGUGACUUUCCCUCUUGCGGCUGCAGGGGCAACAUUUGCAGCAGUGACAUGUGUAUCAACAAAUCUGCGAAACAAAGAUGACGGCUUAAAUUAUUUCCUUGGAGGAAAUGCUGCAGGGAGUGUAAUAGGAGCUGCCAAACGUUCAUUCAGAGUGGGUAUACCACUAGGAUUUGCCCUUGGUUGUAUUGCUGUUCUCUACAAGGAUGGAAAGGACCAUGGAUAUCAAUUGAUCCCAAAAUUUGAACACAAGAUGGGUGGCAUGGACUACAGGAAGUAUGACUUUACCUUCACUAAAGACAAGUAACUCUAUGGCUGCUGCAAUGUAAUUGCAAAAAUUAAUAGUCUUUGGUUAAAUUUAGAUAAAGCAGCAGUACAGUAUUUAACUCUUGGAUAAAAGAAUUGUGCUUUAGUGUAUUUGUUUAGCUGGAACUCUUGAUUCUGGUUGAUAUAAUAAAUUCUUCACCAGGUGACUGAAAAUGUAUGUGAAAUGUAUAAUUCAUUAUUGUAAAUAAAUAUUUAUACACUA